AUGGUGCAAAACAAAAUUUUGAUAAAUCCAGAUUCUGGGCAUACUAAUCUGCAUCUACAGAGAGACUCCCUCUCUAGCAAAAAUAAUAAAAUUAUCCAAAGCAAGUUGAAUGAGAUGCAUACAGCAUAUAGCAGUUCAAAAAAUUACACAGAGUGUAUAAUCAAGCAAUAUAUUAAUAUAGAGCUGGAAAAGACGGAGGGUGCGAACAGUGUGCUAGGAGCAUUGGUAAGAAAAGAAUCCAGGCUAUUAUUAGCAGCAGUAGGCAGGAUUUAG
Molecule: messenger RNA, 273 nt
Organism: Nematocida parisii ERTm1
Lineage: Eukaryota; Fungi; Microsporidia
Exons: 1
Coding region: 1-273 (90 amino acids)
Source: RefSeq, a predicted model, not a curated record